AGUGUUGAACUGUUUUAACCGUUGUUGCAAUUAAACAAUAACAAAACGUAAAUCUAACUAGUAACAUAAAUCUGGUAUUCACACUUUAAUUUGAAUUAAAAUAAUGUUAUAGUUUCUAUCAAUGUUUUUAUCUUUUUAUAUAUUUCAUCAUAGCCAUGACUGCACGUUAACUGAGGCGUUCAGAAGAAACAGCAUAACAGGACAGACCAUUAUUCAGGGAUGGAAUCAGGAGGUUCUCUGUCACGGUGGCUGAACUCUGAUAUUUUCAUCGUGUUUGUGGUGUUGCUGUUGCUCCUAUUGCUGGUCAUCUUUGCUGUAUGCUGGCUCAUGAGACGACAUCACACACAGAGACCCACAGAGAAAAUGGCAGAAAUAGAGAUUAUUCCAGUUGAUGCUGCAGACUCAGGGAACUCACCCAGAUUUACCCUGAAGAUUGUGACUGAGCAGACACAUGCAACAGAGCUUGUGGAGACGUUAACUCGUAGAGGUCGCUCUGUUGAGGUUUCAGAUCGCCAUAGUAAACCCUCUGUCUCUGCUGUUACAAAAGAUGAUGACAACAAUCAAGAUUACACCGAUGCAUUACAGAAUAUAUAAAUCUUUGUGUAGUUUAGCAAUUUUUUAAUCAGAAUGUUUAGUUCACUAGAAUUAAUUCAAUUAUAAAUAUAGAAAUAUGUAAACAAGUGAAUUUGUUAUUUUGUGUGCAACAAGAACAUGGACUG
This is a messenger RNA of Megalobrama amblycephala (Wuchang bream), 719 nucleotides long. RefSeq lists its product as uncharacterized. Bases 220 to 594 code for a protein of 124 amino acids. Lineage: Eukaryota; Metazoa; Chordata; Actinopteri; Cypriniformes; Xenocyprididae. The transcript is spliced from 3 exons. The record is from RefSeq and is a predicted model, not a curated record.